AUGAAUAAGAAAUUGUUUAUUCUUUUAAUUUCAGCCCUUCUCUUAGCAACAACUUUUGCUCAAGAGGAAGAGAAAUCUGAUAAAGCUUUCAAAAAUCUUGAAUCUGCCUUAAAAACUAUCAUUGACUAGAAAUCAGCUGUUACAGAUGCUAAGAAUUUAUAGUAAGCUAAUGAAGUUGCUAAAAAAACUUCAGAUGCUAAAUUUUAAGCUUUAGAAGCUGUAGCUGCUGUUAAAAAGGCUGAUGAAGACUAUAAGAAGUUUCUUUAAACUUAAAAAAGCGGUCUUACAUAUUACGAGUCAGAAGUUAUAAAAUCUGAGGAAGCUUUAAAAAUAGCAGAUAAUGAUAAUGAUAGAUAAACAUUAAAGGAUUAAUUGGAAAAUGCUUAGAGGGCUCUCGAAAGUAUUAAAUUAGCAAUUCCAACCUAUACUGAAACUUCUUAAAAGCUUACCGAUGCCUCUACAAAAGCCUAGACUAUUUCUGAAUAGAUUGUAAAAGCUAGUGAUGUAAUUUAGUUGAUUGCAUAAUAAAAAAUAGAAAAGUAUACUGCCGAAGAAGAAGCAAAGAAGGCUGAAGAAGAAGAAGCUAAGAAGGCUGAAGAAGCUAAGAAGGCUGAAGAAGCAAAGAAGGCUGAAGAAGAAGAAGCUAAGAAGGCUGAAGAAGCUAAGAAGGCUGAGGAAGCUAAGAAGGCUGAGGAAGCUAAGAAGGCUGAAGAAGCUAAGAAGGCUGAAGAAGCUAAGAAGGCUGAAGAAGAAGCUAAGAAGGUCGAAGAAGCUAAGAAGGCUGAAGAUGCUAAGAAGGCUGAAGAAGCUAAGAAGGCUGAAGAAGAAGCUAAGAAGGUCGAAGAAGCUAAGAAGGCUGAAGAUGCUAAGAAGGCUGAAGAAGCAAAGAAGGCUGAAGAAACUAAGAAGACAGAAAAUAAGGUUACAGAAUCUAAAGUUAACACUAAUCCUUCUUCUGGCAAGGUUAUCUAAUUCGCUUUAGCUUUUACUGCUAUUUUACUGGCUUUCUGA
Molecule: messenger RNA, 1011 nt
Organism: Tetrahymena thermophila SB210
Lineage: Eukaryota; Ciliophora; Oligohymenophorea; Hymenostomatida; Tetrahymenidae
Exons: 1
Source: RefSeq, a predicted model, not a curated record